AAAAUCAUAAAAGUACUGAGUUGACUAUUAUUGUCAGAAGCAAUCUUUAGAAUGUCAAAAAGCAAGCGAGACGAUCUCUGUGCCAUUUCCCCGGCAGAUUGACGCCGAUUUCUUCAUUAUUCUUCCUUUCUCGCCGUCAUCUCUUCGGACACCUCCCGCGCCCUCUUUAAUUGCAGAGUUCAAAGGCAAACAUGGAUGAUGGAACCUCUGUCAAAGAGAAGCAGAGGAACUCUUCUGAUAGGAUCAGCAAUUUACCUGAUUCCUUGUUAUAUCAGAUUCUCUCCGAUCUCUCCACAAAGGAAUCCGUCCGCACCAGCGUUUUAUCCAAACGGUGGAGAAAUCUAUGGUUACAUGUCCCUGCGUUGGAUUUGGAUUCCAAUCACUUCCCAGUUGAGGAUGAUGUUUUCGUGAGAUUCUUAGAUAAGUUUCUAGGUUCUGAAAAUGAGCAGUACCUGAAGAGUUUCAAGCUGAUCUAUGAGGUUUAUGAGCACGAUGCUUCUCGUUUCAAGUCUUGGAUCGAUGCUGUGAUUAAGCGUAGGGUUCGUCGUUUUAAUGUUCAUAGUGAUGUGGAUGACGAUGAGAUUGUUAAGAUGCCUCAAUCUCUUUAUUCUUGCGAGAGUUUAGUUGACUUACGACUUUACCGCGUCGUUUUGAAUCGUCCCGAGUCUGUUUUGUUACCUUCUGUCAAGGUUAUGCAUCUAGAUAUGGUCAAGUAUGAUGCUGAUUCUACUCUGGAGAGUCUGAUAUCAAGCUGUCCUGUUCUUGAAGAGUUAACCAUUGUCCGUGAUCCCAAUGAUUGUCUUGAAGUUGUGUGUGUGCGUUCCAAGUCACUGAAAAGCUUCAAGAUAGAUUCUGAGCGCUAUGAAAGUCAAGAUCAUGUUGUUGCAAUUGAUGCUCCAAGACUUGAAUAUAUGAAUCUCAGCGAUCACCGAUCUGACAGCUUCGUUAUACACAGUAUUGGUCCAUCUCCAAAGGUAGACAUUGAUGUUCUCUUCAAUGUGGAAUAUAGUGAGCCAUUAGAUACAGAUGAUUCUUCCAAGUUAGCUAUGCUUGGUAAAUUUCUCACCGGUUUAGCUACAGUCAGCGACAUGACCAUCUCUGCUGAGACUCUAAAUGUUAUUCAUGAUUACUGCGAGAUUGAACAGCUACCUCAAUUCUCCAACUUGUCUCACUUGCAUGCUUACUUCCAAGAAACUUCGUGGGAAAUGUUGCCAGCCUUCCUUGAGAGCUGCCCAAAUCUACACUCUGUCAUCCUGGAAUUUGAUUUGCUUCCGGAGACAGAGGAGAUUGAUCUUUCAUCUGUGCCACAAUGUUUCCUAUCAUCUCUUGAGUUUGCUCACCUGAAGGCUCCAUAUGUUGUAAACAUGCGAAAGGAAGGGAGACCACUCACAGGAACAUCAAGUAAGAUGAAAUUAGCAAAGUAUUUUUUAGAGAAUGGUGCAGCUCUCAAGAAACUGACAGUAAGUGCGAGUUUCUGUAACAUCAUCAAUGAAAUCAAAUCGAUUCCAAGGAGUUCUACCAGGUGUGAAGUCGUCAUGGAUUAACUGAGCCAGCAUACAAGGUAAUUCAGUUCUGUAUCCAAUGAUCUACAGAGAAAUCAAGAGUUGUUUGCGUCCUUUAAUUAACCAGUAAUCGCGGAAAUUUUGUUGAGCUUUUUCAGACCAAUUUGUGUUCUAUGUAAUGGGAAAUCGUUGCAGGAGCUGCUUAGGAGUAAUGUAAUUUUCUUUCAAGGCAGAAAAAGCUCAGGCGAUUAAGUGAACUCCCUUCUUUCUUUUCUUUUAUUUUUUAUUUUUUUGACCGCAAGUGAACUUUCUAUUUACACACCCUGUUUCUACUUAGUACCUAACUAUAACACUCUGUUGGUGUUUGGAGUUGUAAGAAUAAAAAAAUCAAGUGAACAUUUUGGUGAGAGUGAGAUAUGAUUAACCAAUUACCAGAA
This is a messenger RNA of Camelina sativa (false flax), 1939 nucleotides long. RefSeq names its product F-box/FBD/LRR-repeat protein At1g16930. The record is from RefSeq and is a predicted model, not a curated record. Lineage: Eukaryota; Viridiplantae; Streptophyta; Magnoliopsida; Brassicales; Brassicaceae. Gene Ontology annotation, molecular function: protein binding.